UCUUUUUUAUUUUCUUAAAUUCCGUGUCAAGUCAAACUAUAUCAUUCUUUUUGAAACGGAGGAAGUAUAUGAUUGGAGCGCCGAUAAAGGUGCCUCUGUGUAACCUAUAAGUUAUGGGUUUGAGCUAUGAAAACAGUCAGUACUACAGCAGAAUGCCUACAUUACGCCUUUUGGGAUAUCGCUCCGAACUCUGCCAACACGUUCUUGCCUCUAUUAUUAGCUCAGGUAGUCCCCGUUUCUGAUGUUUUAGUCACGAUUUGUGCACCACAUGUAAUUUUAUAUGAUAUAUUGAAAUUAAGAUAUAUUAAAAACAAAAAACAUCAAAAAGAUGUGGAUGUUUUACCAGCAAUCUACGUUGCAAAAAAAAAAAGAUAAAGCAAAGCCACUUCCCCACAAUUUAAACCUCUCACAUUGCAAAAAGAAGAAGAAGAAAAAGUUGUUAAAUGCAAAGCCAUUAGAGAGUUUCCUGUUUUGUUGUUAACUUGAAAUCUGCAGCAUUAUUUGAAGACCAGUGGUGAAUUUUGUGUUUAGGUCCUUAUUAAAUUUGGAAAGAAGCAUGGAAGAGGCAAACAAGAAGAAUCUUGAGUUUAUUGAAGAGGUGACUACCAAUGUUGAUGAGGUCCAAAAGAGAGUUCUUGAUGAAAUCCUUACUCGAAAUGUUAUGGUUGAGUACUUGCAACGCCUUAAUCUCAAUGGUCACACUGAUAGAGAGACAUUCAAGAAAGUCGUGCCUGUUAUCACCUACGAAGAUAUUCAGUCCGAUAUCAACCGUAUAGCCAAUGGCGACAAAUCUCCAAUCCUAUGCUCCCAGCCUGUAUCCGAAUUCUUGACAAGUUCUGGGACGUCGGGAGGGGAGAGAAAAUUGAUUCCAACAAUAGAGGAAGAAUACUGGAGGAGAUCACAGCUUUACGGACUUAUGAUGUAUGUGGUGAGCCAAUUUGUUCCAGAUUUUGAUAAGGGCAAAGGAAUGUAUUUCAUGUUCAUAAAGUCUGAAGCGAAGACCCCGGGAGGAUUAUUAGCUCGUUCCGUUUCAACUAGUAUUUACAAGAGUCAUCAAUUCAAAAGCAGCUGUCGUGCGUUGCCCUACACGAGUCCAAUUGAAGCCAUUCUUUGCCUAGACUCUUACCAAAGCAUGUACACCCAAAUGCUUUGUGGUCUCUACCAAAACAGAGAAGUUGUCCGUGUUGGCUCUGUGUUUGCAUCCGCCUUCAUCCGUGCCAUGCGAUUCUUAGAGGAUCACUGGUCUCUACUGUGUAACGAUAUCCGAACAGGAACCAUUAACAACAAAAUUACUGAUCCUUCAGUGAGAGAGGCUGUGAUGAAAAUCCUCAAACCUGACUUGGAGUUGGCUGAUUUCAUCGAGGUUGAAUGCAGCAAGGAUUCAUGGAGAGGGAUCAUCACUAGGCUGUGGCCUAAUACCAAGUACGUGGAUGCAAUCGUGACUGGAGCCAUGUCUCAAUAUAUUCCGUUGCUCGAUUAUUACAGCAAUAGUCUUCCUCUCGUCAGUACUGUGUAUGCUUCCUCGGAAUGUUUCUUUGGGAUCAACUUGAACCCCCUUUGUAAGCCCAGUGAAGUAUGUUACACACUCAUUCCCACCAUGGCCUAUUUCGAGUUCUUACCAAUUCACAGGAGCAAUGAAGUCAUCGAUUCUCUCUCCACGUCCACUCCGCUUAAUGAGAAAGACAAACAAAAAUUGGUCGAUUUGGUUGAAGUCAAGAUUGGCCAGGAGUACGAGCUCGUUGUUACCACGUAUUCUGGACUGUAUAGAUACAGGGUGGGUGAUGUGCUUCGAGUUGCUGGAUACAAGAACAACGCGCCUCAAUUCAACUUUAUACGCCGUGAAAAUGUGAUCUUGAGCAUCGAAUCUGAUAAGACUAAUGAAAUUGAGCUACAAAAUGCAGUGAAAAAUGCAGCAAACAAUCUGAUGCCAUUCGAUGCACGUGUAACCGACUACACUAGCUAUGCUGAUACUGCUACCAUCCCAGGCCAUUAUGUCCUGUUUUGGGAGCUGAGCGUCAACGCCUCUGCCCCGAUUCCUCCUUCAGUCCUUGAAGACUGUUGCCUCACCAUUGAAGAAUCUCUCAACAGCGUCUACCGGCAGGGUCGUACGUCUGAAAAAUCCAUCGGGCCUCUUGAAAUCAGGAUAGUGGAAACAGGUACUUUUGACAAGCUCAUGGACUAUUGUUGCACUAGCUCAUUAGGUGCUUCCAUAAACCAAUACAAGACUCCCCGGUGCGUCAAACUUGCUCCACUCAUCGAGCUAUUGAACUCGAGGGUUGUGUCGAGCUACUUCAGUCCCAUGUGUCCGAAAUGGGUUCCUGGAAGUAAGCAAUGGAGCAACACGGAUUGAACUAUCUGUGGAUACUUACAGGCAGUGGCAGAGACAAAAUUUUCACCAACAAAGUUACAUUCAUGAUCUACUCUAUCUACCUAAAAUAAAGUUUGAUUGUCGUGUCUAGCUACUUCGAGUCCUUGUGUCCGAAAUGGGUUCCUGGAAUCAAGCAAUGGAACAGCUAACGAUCUUAGUUAGCUGUGGUGUUCUUUUUUUGGAAUAGUAUUAAGGAUUCGCUAGUGUUUUCUA
Molecule: messenger RNA, 2581 nt
Organism: Solanum dulcamara
Lineage: Eukaryota; Viridiplantae; Streptophyta; Magnoliopsida; Solanales; Solanaceae
Product: indole-3-acetic acid-amido synthetase GH3.6-like
Exons: 5
Coding region: 557-2350 (597 amino acids)
Cellular component (GO): cytoplasm
Molecular function (GO): indole-3-acetic acid amido synthetase activity
Source: RefSeq, a predicted model, not a curated record